Messenger RNA from Sphaerulina musiva SO2202, 891 nucleotides. RefSeq lists its product as uncharacterized. The record is from RefSeq and is a predicted model, not a curated record. NCBI's taxonomy places the organism in Eukaryota, Fungi, Ascomycota, Dothideomycetes, Mycosphaerellales, Mycosphaerellaceae. The transcript has a single exon. The coding region runs from base 1 to 891 and encodes 296 amino acids.
AUGGCAAUUGCUUUCCACCAAGCCGCGCAAGACACUCCGCAGAAGUCGGUGAAGGAAGUCUGGGAUGUAGCUUCGAAAGCCAGGGCGGAUGUUCAACCACCGCGGCCUGUCUCCGAAGGCCAGCGCGCUACAAACACUCGUCCACAGCCGCGCCGAGAUGAGCAGAUCGCAGACAUCAAGGCUUUGUGCAACUACAUCAGCCCAGCACUUCUCGUGCGCAUUUCUGGAAAUGCCCUGUCGGACCUCGAUUUGUUCUACAAUAAUCUGCGGCGCGCAGCACAGCCAUUUCCAUUCCUAGAACUGCCUGUCGUCGUGAAAAAUCGAAUCUACGGGAUAGUCUUGGGCUCUGGAGCAGGCAAUCGUCCUGUACGUCAACUACAUGGUUCCUUGCCCCCACUCCUCGCCAUCUGCAAGGAGAUUCGACAAGCAGCCCGCCCUGUCUUUUUUGGGACGUCAGUGUUCCUUUUCGAUCUCAUUUCCGAACCGGAUACAAUGGAAAACACUGUUAACAGAGUCCUCAAGCAGUGGCUGAAGGUAGUCGUCAGGACAGACACGAGAUGUCUUGCCCGAGUUGAGCUCAGCUUGGGUGGCGCUGUUGCGGCUCAUGAUACGAUCGAUAUCUGUUUCACCAUUAGUCCUGCACAUGGCUUGAUGGUCAAUGUCCAUGGCAAAGGUACCGCGACGCUGAAGGAGACUGCCCAGCAGCUUGUAAACGCCAUAGAGGAGAUGCGAGAGGCCAUGGGUAUGCACGGAGAAGCGAUUGGCAUGGCUCUGCACAGUGGCUCAGACCUUUGGCGGGAAGCAGUUCUCGCGAUUGCAAACUUGUCGGUACCUGCAGUGGCGGAAUCUGAGCUAUAUGAAGAACGGGAUGUGAAGAGGGAGGAGAAGUGA